Lycium barbarum (goji berry) is the source of this 1101-nucleotide messenger RNA. Its product is annotated as F-box protein At2g07140-like. The transcript has a single exon. Bases 1 to 1101 code for a protein of 366 amino acids. Lineage: Eukaryota; Viridiplantae; Streptophyta; Magnoliopsida; Solanales; Solanaceae. Gene Ontology annotation, molecular function: protein binding. The record is from RefSeq and is a predicted model, not a curated record.
AUGAAUUGGCAAUUACUACCACAAAAAAAGCGGCCGUCCUCGCCCUAUCAAGAUAAGGGCGCAACAAAAAGUAUUCAAAAAAGAUGCCGAAGAACGGAGGAGAAGCACGGUUUUGCAGAUGAUAUAGUAUUCGAGAUACUGACAUGGCUGCCAGCUAAAUGUCUCAUGCGAUUCAGGUGUGUUUCUAAAGCUUGGAACAGGUUGACACGACAUGAUUCCAACUUUGUCAAGUCGCACAGUGCUCGUUCUCAAGCCCGUCCCUCAGCUACCUGCCUCUUAUUUGAAAUACAAAUAUACCAUGGUGCACUUGUUGAAAGCACUUCUAAUUCCCCAACACGGUUAGAAGGAUUAUAUUUACAAUUUGUGCGUCCUCAUUCUCAUCUCAACACAAGGGAUUACUUUAUUCGCUCAAAUCAUUGCAAUGGCCUUGUUUGUCUCUUUAGCCGUAAAGAUAAGCAAGUUUACUUGUAUAAUGUCACCACAUGGGAGAUAAAGGUUUUGCCAUUCUCUGUGAGCAGUCCAAAAGGAUGCCUUCCUCAGUUGUUUUUGGGAUUUGAUCUAAAUACGGAGAAAUAUAAAUUUCUUCAUGUUGUUCGCUAUGAGAACAAACAACAUGAGAUUGAGAUUCUAACUCUAGGAACCAAUUCUUGGAGAAGAAUCGACGAAAAGUGUCAAAAUUAUAACUUCGCUUUACAGUAUUCUAUGGAUUGUAUCUUCCUCAAUGGGAUGCUUUAUUGGACUCGUAAUCCAGAUACUAUCACCUACUUCAACUUCAGAGAGGAGAAAUUUGGAACUGUUUCAAUCCCACAAAGCUGCUAUUUAAUAGAAAUGGAUAAAAUGCAAACUGCACUGCGGGGAAAGCUUGUUGUGUACUGUCAUUUUGGAAUUAAUGAAGGAUGUGAUUUGGCAUACAAUGAAGUCAACAAAGUUUUUAUGAAAUUUAAUAAUCCCGAUUUGGAGAAGAAGAAGGUUGUCUUGCUUGAAGCAGAAAACAUUAAUGAGAUAACAUAUUAUGCAAACUUAGUUUUAGCAACAACGAGCUUUAUUAGCGCCUCAACUUUCUUUGGUAUUCCCAAAUCAUACUCGGUUAGAAGGGGUUAG